Herpailurus yagouaroundi (jaguarundi) is the source of this 1609-nucleotide messenger RNA. RefSeq names its product LY6/PLAUR domain containing 4 (gene LYPD4). NCBI's taxonomy places the organism in Eukaryota, Metazoa, Chordata, Mammalia, Carnivora, Felidae. Gene Ontology annotation, cellular component: plasma membrane raft. The transcript has 5 exons. The coding region runs from base 801 to 1547 and encodes 248 amino acids. The record is from RefSeq and is a predicted model, not a curated record.
UUGCCUUCCCGGAUUGUUAGUCCCCUUUUCGGAGAGGUGGCCAAUGGGGCGUCGAGUACUGCUCCCAGGAUGAGGCUGGCCCUGCCCCCCAAGAAACGGCUAUCUGGGUCCCACUCCCAGGCGUUGACUGGGACCUGCCUGCGCUUGCGCAGUCUCACCCUCUGGGCUGCACAGUGCGACCUUCCUUUUGGCGUUCCUGGCUUCGACAGGGCGUUUCCUCUUCGCUGUGUGGACGCUCGUGUUUCUUUCACUUUUCUCCCUGUGCCCCAACUCCCGAUCUACCCUUCUCUUUUUUAUGUGUUCCCCCUCCUGUCAUUUUCCCGCUUCCUUCCCUUAUCCCACCCCUUUCUGUGUCUCUCUUACCGUCCGUUUCGGUGUUGAUUUUCCUAACUCCUAUUUUCCCCAUUCUCUUGGAGUUUCUCUCUGCCUGUCUGUCCUGCUGAUUUUCGGGCCCCCUUCCUCCACGUUCUUAAUUUCCAAAUAGCCUGGCCCAGUUCCCCACCCCCACCUCCCCCGCCCAUCCUUCGCUUUCUUUCUGAGACGCCCACUGUAGUUUUUCUAUGUCUUCAUAGACAUAGAUAUCCUCUCCACCCACCCCCGGUGUGCAUCUCGCUCCCUGAUUUCACCAGAAUUCAUCAGUUUCAUCUGGGCUCCACUCUGUAAUCAUCGCCUGCCUUCUCGUGACCCAGAGGCAAGUGAACAGAGGAUUCAGAAGCUAACUAGAACUGACCUUGAUUGAUACCUGGAUUGAAAUUGGUUCCAGAUUGACCUCUAGCAUCCGGAGACCCGGACCCAGGACCAUGGGACCCCGGCACUUGAGCCCUGUGCAUCUGCUCUGCCUCCUAGGGGCCAUCUCCACUCUGCCUCGGGCUGGGGCUCUUUUGUGCUACGAAGCAACAUCCUCGCUCUUCAGAGCUGUUUCUCUCCAUAACUGGAAAUGGCUUCUGAUGAGGAGCAUGGUGUGUAAGCUGAGUGAGGGCUGUGAGGAGACGCUGGUAUUCAUCGAGACAGCUGAAGGGUCCAGAAGGGGAGUUGUGGGUUUUAAGGGCUGCAGCCCAGCCUCCUCUUACCCCCAGCAAGUCUCUUACCUCGUUUCACCGCCUGGACUGUCCGUUGCCUCCUACAGCCGCGUCUGCCGGUCAUAUCUCUGCAACAACCUCACCAGCUUGGAUCCUUUUGUGAAACUCAAGGCCAACACUCCGAGGUCUACGGCAUUUUCUUCCCAUGGUUGCCCAACCUGUGUGGGCGAACACUCUAAGGGCUGCCUCCCAAGUUUGGUCACCACUGAUUCUUGCCCCUAUGAUGCCUCUCAGUGCUACAGUUCCACCUUAAAAUUUCAGGCAGGGCUCCUCAAUACCACCUUCCUCCUCAUGGGCUGUGCUCGUGGACAUCACAAACUUUUAGCAGAUUUUCACCAUAUUGGGAGCAUCAGAGUGACCGAGGUCCUCAACAUCUUAGAGAAGGCCCAGAUUGCUGGUGUAGAGCCCUCCAGUCGGGGUCCUGCUUGGGGCAUCCUCUCAGGGCUUCUGCUUGCCUUCAGGGACUGACAGUCUGGCCGGACUGGACAAACCCCUUCCCAUAACCCAGUAAAGUCACAGAGUUGCCUUUC